AUGAAUAAGUGGCUGGUCCACAUAGGGGAGGAUAGACUACUACAGGUAUCAGUUACUCCAUUAACUCAAGUGGUAGAAGUCUGUACAGUGGAUGUAAAAGUCCCAGAUGUGCUGAUGACCCACGAGGAGGGUCAGUGUGGUUAUAGAUGUGUGUACCAGGGGUAUGGUGGCAUCUUCACAUCCAGCCAGGGCGGGGGCUUGGUGGGCCCCAAACAGAAGCAGCCCAAGUGGAAGCAAAGCAAAGGCAGCAGCAGCCCUUCCCUGGGCGUUCCCACCACUCCCUCCACAGCAGCUGCCCCGGAGCCCGCUGACUACCUGGAUAGCUACAUGUGGGCGCAGCUCAAGGCGCUGCUGUCCCAAGUGAGCCUGGGCCUCACCCCGCGGCUCCGCAAGGCCAACGCCAAGGAGGUGGGGGUGCAGGUGAACCCGCGGGUGGAUGCCUCGGUGCAGUGCUCGAUGGGGCUCUGAACGCUGCAGGGCAGCCGCCCGCAGAGCCCCUCAGCCCACUUCAGCCGGGCGGGCCCAGCCAUCUGCUUGCCCGGGUUGGACCGGCACCUCUUCACCCUGCCCGAGGCGGCCAGGCCUCAGGUGGUGCCGCCCACUGCCCCGGAGAGGAAGGAGGGAGCCGACGGGGAGUAGGUGGCGCUGCAGCCAGAGGAAGAGCCUGGCGAGAGGAGCCAGAGAGUGGACACCGCCCCUGCCCAGCAGUCGCAGCCUGAGGAGGAGAAGGGAGCCGCCGCGGGGACAAGAUCCGCCUUCCAGUUCUUGGAACAGAAGUAUGGCUAUUUUCAUUGUAAAGACUGCAAAACCAGAUGGGAGAGUGCAUAUGUGUGGUGCAUUUCUGGAAGUAACAAGGUUUACUUUAAACAACUCUGUCGCAAAUGCCAAAAGGACUUCAAUCCUUAUCGAGUGGAAGCAAUCCAGUGCCAGACUUGCUCAAAGACUCGUUGCUCCUGCCCCCAGAAGAAAAGACACAUUGACCUCAAGAGACCCCACCGCCAAGAGCUGUGUGGUCGCUGUAAAGGCAAGAGUAAAGUGUUAUUCUGUGACAACACUUACAGUUUUAAGUACAUUGUUUGA
Emys orbicularis (European pond turtle) is the source of this 1080-nucleotide messenger RNA. RefSeq names its product zygote arrest 1 like (gene ZAR1L). Gene Ontology annotation, biological process: translation. NCBI's taxonomy places the organism in Eukaryota, Metazoa, Chordata, Testudines, Emydidae. The record is from RefSeq and is a predicted model, not a curated record. Gene Ontology annotation, cellular component: cytoplasm.